GCGAGUUAUAGUUCCGCUCUUUUGGCUCUCUGAGCAGCACCAUGGCGGUGGGCAAGAACAAGCGCCUUAGGAAAGGCGGCAAAAAGGGAGCCAAGAAGAAAGUGGUUGACCCAUUUUCUAAAAACGACUGGUAUGACGUGAAGGCACCGGCUAUGUUCAACAUAAGAAAUAUUGGAAAAACACUAGUCACCAGAACUCAAGGAACCAAAAUUGCAUCUGAUGGGCUCAAGGGUCAUGUGUUUGAAGUGAGCCUUGCUGAUCCGUAGAACGAUGAAGUUGCCUUUAGAAAAUUCAAGCUAAUUACGGAAGAUGUUCAGGGCAAAAACUCUAACUUCCAUGGUAUGGAUCUCACCCGUGACAAAAUGUGUUCCACGGUCAAGAAAUGGCAGACCAUGAUCGAAGCUCAUGUUGAUGUCAAGACUACCGAUGGUUAUUUGCUUCGUUUGUUUUGUGUUGGUUUUACUAAAAAAAGGAACAAUCAGAUACGGAAGACCUCUUAUGCUCAGCACCAACAGGUCCGCCAAAUCCGGAAGAAGAUGAUGGAACUCAUGACCCGAGAGGUGCAGACAAAUGACCUGAAGGAAGUGGUAAAUAAGUUGAUUCCAGACAGCAUUGGGAAAGACAUAGAAAAAGCUUGCCAGUCUAUUUAUCCUCUUCAUGAUGUCUUUGUCAGAAAAGUGAAAAUGCUGAAGAAGCCCAAGUUUGAAUUGGGAAAACUCAUGGAGCUUCAUGGUGAAGGUAGUAGCUCUGGAAAAGCUACUGGAGAUGAGACUGGAGCUAAAGUUGAACGAGCUGAUGGAUAUGAACCACCAGUCCAAGAGUCUGUUUAAAAUCCAGAUUUUUAAUAGUGAUAAAUAAAAUCC
This is a messenger RNA of Heterocephalus glaber (naked mole-rat), 863 nucleotides long. The record is from RefSeq and is a predicted model, not a curated record. NCBI's taxonomy places the organism in Eukaryota, Metazoa, Chordata, Mammalia, Rodentia, Bathyergidae.